This is a messenger RNA of Benincasa hispida (wax gourd), 1588 nucleotides long. RefSeq names its product PR5-like receptor kinase. Gene Ontology annotation, molecular function: ATP binding; protein kinase activity. Gene Ontology annotation, biological process: protein phosphorylation. Lineage: Eukaryota; Viridiplantae; Streptophyta; Magnoliopsida; Cucurbitales; Cucurbitaceae. The record is from RefSeq and is a predicted model, not a curated record.
UUCCAAACAACGGUCUUCCAUGGAAAUCCAAUUACUCGAACGCCUUUCCAAUUACUUCUUCCUUCUUCAAUUAAAUUCUACCAUCUUCCAAACUUUCUCUCGAGAAGGCUUCAAGGGCCGCGUCGAUGAUCGGAGUACUAAUCCUACUCUCCCUAGUCUCCACUUCAUCGGCGCAGGGCGGCGGCGGAAAUCCAACCUCCAUCUUAAUCGUUUUCUCCGUGGUUGGUUCUGUGGUUGGAUUCCUCAUUCUUAUGGCGAUUGCUAUAUUCUCUUACAAAUUUGCCAAGAAUGUUGUACCGGAUGUCGUAAAAGAAUGGAGAAACACAUCUACUCCGGCACCGGCAGAGAUUUGGGGAGAAGAUACACCGGAAAUAGAGAAAUUCCUCCGAGAAAUCGCUGAUGAAAGUCCGAUCAGAUUCACUGCUCAGCAACUCAACGCCUUCACUAGCAACUACUCAACGCGGCUAGGUUCUGGCGGUUUCGGCGAUGUUUACAAAGGCCAGUUCCCAAACGGAUUGAAGAUCGCAGUGAAGAUUCUCAAGAGAAACUCCAACAAAAAAGCUGAAAAUCAAUUCAUGGCGGAAAUCGAAACAAUCGGAAGAACUCGCCAUCGAAAUCUUCUUAGGUUGUACGGAUUCUGUUAUGACGAAUUCAUGAGCGCGCUGGUUUUGGAUUACAUGGAGAACGGAUCGCUCGACAGAUUCUUGUACGGAAAAAUCAAGAACGAACUCGAUUGGGAGAAAUUGCAGGAAAUUGCGAUUGGAACCGCUAGAGGAAUAGCCUAUAUGCACGAAGAAUGUCAGAGGAAAAUCAUUCAUUACGAUAUCAAACCUGCGAACAUUCUAUUAGAUGAAAAUUUCUCACCGAAAAUCGGCGAUUUCGGACUUGCGAAUCUCUGCAACAAAGACAACACGCAUGUAUCUCUCACAGAGUAUCGAGGAACUCCGGGAUAUUCGGCACCGGAGCUCUUGAGGUUCAAUUUUCCGGUGACUAACAAGUGCGAUGUGUACAGUUUUGGAAUGGUGCUGUUUGAGAUGGUGGGAAGGAGGAAGAACGCUGCCGUCGGUCCGUCGGGGACCAUCGAUUGGUUUCCGAUUCAGGUAUGGGAGGGGUUUGAGAAAGGGGAAUUAGUGAAUAUAAGCGGCGACUGUGAUGUUGAAGAAGAAGAUGGAGAGAGGAAAACGGCGAUUGAGAGGAUGUGUGUGGUAGCUCUUUGGUGCGUGCAGGAUUUGCCGGAGGAUCGGCCGCCGAUGAGUGCGGUGCAGAAGAUGCUGGAAGGAAGCGUUGAGAUAAUGCCGCCGCCGAAGCCGUUUCAGUAUAUGUUUCCGAUUUCUACGGAUACCAGCGCCGUCACCGUCGCCAUGGAUUCCGAGCAAAUGAGCUCUGGCUCAACUUCGAGCUAUUCGAUGAGUAAAGGAAGUCUUCCGAUUUGGUAUAAGGGCUCUGCGUCGCCCACAAUUUUGAGAACUUGAAGAAGAGAAUCGUUUUAAUUUUAUAUAUAUUUUUAUACUGAAAUACCUUAUUUUUCUUUAUUUGUGAAGAUGCUGAUGCUAUUAUAAAUAUCAUAAUAAAAGGUGUCUGAUGUUUA